AUGCCUAGCAGGAAGGGAAAGGAAGUGGCACUUGUUGCUUUUUCUUCUUCUGGUAAGACCAAGAAGAAAAAGAAAAGCAAUAAGAAGAAGCCGUCUUCUGCCUCUGGCCCUUCUGGUAUAGUGGGCAAAAAGAGCCAAACUGUGAAGAAGAAGGUAGAAGUAGCUCUUGCUGACAGUGGAAAGUGUUUCCACUGUCAAAAGGAUGGGCACUGGAAGAGAAACUGCCCAGAAUACCUAGAGUUGGUAAAGAACAAGAAGGAACCAGUAAAUCAUAAGAGCUUGGAUCAUGGAGAAGUGAGGCUGAAGAUUGGUGAUGGAUUAAGUGUUGAUGCUAAAGCCAUCGGAUCUACUUCUCUUAUUGUACAUAGUUAUUUUGAUGAUAAUGUUUUAUACUUAAAAGAUGUUUUGAUUCCAACUAAAUCAGUUUCUUCCACACUGUAUGAGAUAUGGCAUGGAAGACAACCAUCCCUUAAACCUGUUAAGGUAUGGGGUUUUCCAGCUUUUAUCAAGAAGCUGGAAACUGAUAAAUUAGAAACAAGGCUUUACUUGGAAAAGGUGUUGAAGAGGUUCAACAUGCUUGAUUGCAAGAGGGAAUUGUUACCAGUUAGGCAUGGGAUUCACCUUUCUAAGGAACAGUCUCUAAACACUCCUGAAGAAGGGGAAAAUAUGGCCAAGGUUCCUUAUGCUUCAGCUAUAGGAAGUCUAAUAUAUGCCAUGCUGUGUACUAGGCCUGAUAUUGCCUACGUUGUUAGUAUGACUAGCAGAAAGUCCAUCUCAGGGUUUGUAUUUUUGUGUAAUGGGGGCGCUAUUUGUUGGAAAAGUUCCAAACAAACAACUACAACAGACUCCACGACUGAAGCUGAGUAUGUUACUACAUGUGAUGCUGCAAAAGAGGCUGUUUGGAUCAAAAAGUUUGCUUCAGAACUGCAAGUGGUUCCUUCUAUUGAGGAGUUGGCUAAACGAUCACUAUCUUCUUCUGAAAGGACAUUUUGGCGAGGGUUGCUGUCUUCGAAUUUUGUUGGAUCUGCAGUCAAGUGUUCUUGA
Hevea brasiliensis (rubber tree) is the source of this 1044-nucleotide messenger RNA. RefSeq lists its product as uncharacterized. Lineage: Eukaryota; Viridiplantae; Streptophyta; Magnoliopsida; Malpighiales; Euphorbiaceae. The coding region runs from base 1 to 1044 and encodes 347 amino acids. Gene Ontology annotation, molecular function: nucleic acid binding; zinc ion binding. The record is from RefSeq and is a predicted model, not a curated record. The transcript has 6 exons.